AUGUGGAAGACCAAGGACGGACAGACGUUCAUCCCUUCAACCCGCGAGCCUCAAAUUCUGCGACAGCGGAGAGGACGGCUUGAAAAAGGGAGACCGAGUGACCUACGGGUUUCUUGUCGGGGCUACGGCCCCAGCGAUAAACUGAGGUCGGCGCCGGAGCUCCGCCCGCCACCUCGGCCGGGCCGGGAGGACCCGAGGGGCACCGGCGGGCGGGCGAGGCGAGGCGCCCAGCAAUUCCGCUCCCUCCCGGAGCCCCCGACCCGGGCCGCGCCUCCCGCCACGUCCGGGCGCGAACGCUCGGCGCCCGCCGGCCGGGCCCGUCACGACCCCGUCACGACCCCGUCACGACCCCGGCGCCGCAGAGCCCACCCCCGCGCGGCCCGCAGCCCUCCCCGGGACGCAGCCCGGUCCCACGGCUCGACCAGCAGCCGGGCCGCGGCCCCGCGCACCUUCCCGCCUCACCUGCGCUCCGGGGCAGCCCUGCACCUCCUCGCCCGCUCCGCGCGCCCCGUCGGGGCACGCACCGACCCCCCGGCCGCGGUGACUCGGGCCGCGACGGCCGCCGCCGCCUCUUCCUCCUCAGCACAGGCCCCGGCGGCGAGCAGAGGCCUCCACCAAGUCCCUUCACUCGUCCGCGCCGCCCGGAGAAAAUGUCACCAGAGGCCGUUCCGCUCGGCGCCUCACUUCCGCCCGGAACCACAGAGCCCGCCCCGGUCGGCUAGAGCGGCCGCUGCGGCGGCGGCCUCCCGGGACUGGCGCGGGAAGCCGAGGGAAAGCCAGACAGCGCCACCUGGCGGAAGGGGACGCGCGCUCCUCCCGCUGCAGAGCGCCGGCCGCGCGGCCACCAGCUUCCCGGGCUUCUUUCCCGCGCUGCAUCCAUCCGCUCUAGGCAGCUCCCUUCCAGAAACGUCCUUCCCAGAGGGUCGGAAACCAGUCAGCGCAAGCCAAGGACAAUGCCCUAAGAGGAGGACAGCGCUCCCUUGUCCGUACGAUCCUCAGUACUCACCUUUCCUGAAGGCUUCCCGCAGGAAGCUCGUCGUGUCCGAAUCCUUGAGCGGCUCCAGCAGGGAGUCCGCUCUCUUCUCCCCCCGCUUCUUCGCGGAUGCCGACAGCUCGGCUCGGGGACACUGGGCUGCGCUCUUCUCCGGCCGGGGCCUCAACAUCCCGUGCAAGUUUCUGGUCGGGAACCUGGCAGGCCCGGCAGACGCUGUCCUACAAACGUGUCCAUCCCCUAGCCUGCCUGUAAUAUCAGUGAUUCUCUUCCUACCUUUGGCCGUAAGUCUUGGAGGCCAAGACCAGGCCGUCCAAAUCACUCUCCGGCAUCAUUGCUUGCUCCUGAUGCACCACCAGCAGUGGGGCUGGGCCUGCAGCAGGUGCCUAUUAGAACUGGUGGCCUCGGGGCCCUGGGUGGCUCAGUUGGUUAAGUGUCUGCCUUUGGCUCCAGUCAUGAUCCCAGGGUCCUAGGAUCAAGCCCCGAGUCGGGCUCCUCACUCAAG
This is a messenger RNA of Canis lupus familiaris (dog), 1496 nucleotides long. Its product is annotated as serine/arginine repetitive matrix protein 1-like. Bases 1 to 1464 code for a protein of 487 amino acids. The transcript is spliced from 4 exons. The record is from RefSeq and is a predicted model, not a curated record. Lineage: Eukaryota; Metazoa; Chordata; Mammalia; Carnivora; Canidae.